UCAAGCGCGCAAUAUGGCGAACGUGCAAUGCUGUUACAAUGCGACCGCCAUGGCUCCAUUUAAUGCUGCAUUUUCGCAGUGCGCGCCGUGCAAUAUCGGCCUGAAGUUUUACAAGCACUGUAAGCACAGCUAACCUACAAAUAAGCUGUCACUGGUUAAACAGUGUUGCUCGUAAUACACUCUAGUGUAGAGAUUAUCACUCCGAUGCCCGCUUCGAGUUCCCCUACCCAAGCAUUUGUGCCGCCAUCAGCCUCGCUGUGACGAGUGUUGAAACCAAUGAAUGUGUGAUGAAUAUGAAUAGUACGAGUCUGGUUGGCGGUUAGCAACACGGAGACGAACUCGCAAAUUUUAUUCUCGUCCAAAUUUUCCUUUUGACGCGAUUCUUCUUUUCUCCCGCAUAUUUUAUCUGGGAUGUGACACUGUUAAUGAAGGAAUUAUACGUAAAAAUAUUUAUAACAUGAAGACAUGCAAGUUUUAACGAAAAUAAUCAAAACUAUAUGAUAAACAUUCAAAAUUCGGCGGAACAUACAAAAUAUAAAAGUAAUAUUGCAGUAUGAUGCAGUAUACGUUUCAUAAUCUUAAAGAAAUUCUACAUUAAGAAAAGUAGGUGUUACAAAACCUCACUUCUGUACCUGUACUUGCUACAAAAUAAUAUAACAUUUUCUAAAUGUAUCAAUUUGGCACAAGGGACGGAUGAGGGCUAAUCGAAAUAGUAUUUGUGCAAUUGAUUGCAAAUUCUGCAAUUAAUAUCGAGUUAAUUAAUUCAUAGAAAAAUGAAAUUCACAGAGCAUUUAAGUGCUCACAUUACACCAGAAUGGAGAAAACAAUAUAUAAAUUACGAGGAAAUGAAAGCAUUGCUCUAUGCUGCAGUAGAACAAGCACCAGCUGCAGAUAUAACAGAAUCACAUAUAUUGGAACGUUAUUUUAAUAAAUUUGAUGAACAAUUUUUUCAUUAUUGUGAUAAGGAAUUGGCAAAGAUAAAUACAUUUUAUUCAGAAAAAUUGGCAGAAGCAACACGUAGGUUUGCAACCCUCAACAAUGAGCUAAGUGAAAUUUUAUCAGUUUCUGAAGAAGGACAAGGAAGCCGUAAAAUCCGUUACCGUAACAAUAUUUUGCAUAAAAAACCAGUUUCAGCAAGAAAACUUCAAGAAUUGAAAUUAGCUUUCUCUGAAUUUUAUCUCUUUCUUAUUUUACUUCAAAAUUAUCAGAAUCUUAACUUUACUGGAUUUAGAAAAAUUUUGAAAAAGCACGAUAAACUUUUGAACAUAGAUCUUGGAGCAAAAUGGAGAGCAGAACAUGUGGAUACUGCAUUAUUUCACACGCACAAAGACAUAGACAGACUUAUUGCAGAAACAGAAGCAUUAGUUACAAGAGAUUUAGAACACGGAGACAGACAACGUGCUAUGAAACGUUUAAGAGUUCCUCCACUUGGAGAACAGCUUUCUCCAUGGAUUACAUUUAAAGUGGGACUUUUCUCUGGGGCUUUCAUUGUUCUCCUUAUAGCUGUAAUACUUUCAGGUGCACGUUAUAGAGACAACAAUAAUUGGCGAGUUUUGUGUAGAUUAUAUCGUGGACCACUUCUUAUGAUUCAGUUCCUUUUUCUUAUGGGAAUUAAUGUAUAUGGAUGGAGAUCUUCUGGUGUAAAUCAUGUUUUAAUAUUUGAACUGGAUCCCCGAAAUCAUUUAUCAGAACAGCAUAUUGUUGAAAUGGCUAGCGUAUUUGGAUUGGUUUGGUCUCUAUCAAUUUUGGGUUUUUUGUAUAGUGAAACAUUAGGAAUACCACCAUUUGUUCAGCCUAUGUUGUUGUACACAUUAUUAGCUUUAUUUUUGUUUAAUCCAACAAAAACAUUACGUUAUGAAGCUAGAUUUUGGGCACUUCGUGUCUUAGGUAGAAUAUUUUGUGCACCGUUUUUCUAUGUCGGAUUUGCUGACUUCUGGCUUGCUGAUCAACUUAAUUCUUUACAUACUGUUUUCUUAGAUUUUCAAUAUUUUGUUUGCUUUUAUGUACAAAAUUCUUCGUGGACCGAUGUCACUGAUGCAGAAACUUGUAUAAUGCGCGAGUUGUCAAUGAGACCGUUUGUAGCUUGUUUGCCGGCAUGGUUUCGAUUUGCACAAUGUCUACGGCGGUACAGAGACACAAAAGAAGCCUUUCCUCACCUUGUAAAUGCAGCGAAAUAUGCUACCAGUUUCUUCGUUGUAGUAUUUUCAUAUUUACAUUUAACUAAUGCUAAAUAUUACGUAAUGUCUACUGAAAAUCCUUAUUUUUAUUUAUGGAUAAUCGCAAGUAUCAUGAGUUCUUGUUUCACGUAUACGUGGGAUGUAAAAUUGGAUUGGGGAUUAUUCGAUAGUAAUGCAGGAGAAAAUAAAUUUCUUAGGGAAGAAAUUGUGUAUUCCUCUCCGUACUAUUACUAUUUUGCAAUAAUCGAAGAUUUUAUACUCCGUUUUGGUUGGGCAUUUUCAUUGUCUCUCACUGAAAUGGGAUACGUACAUGCAGAUUUAAUGGUUUCUAUAGUUGCACCAUUGGAAGUGUUCAGGAGAUUUAUAUGGAAUUUUUUCCGUUUGGAAAACGAACAUCUGAACAAUUGCGGCAAAUUCAGAGCUGUCAGAGAUAUAUCUGUGGCACCAGUUGAUUGCUCUGAUCAAACGCAAAUUUUGAGAAUGAUGGACGCAGCAGACGGUGUGAUCAAUCGAAAGAGAAAGCAAAAAGUAAUGGACAAAAAACUAUCACGUACAUUUUCUAAAGGUGAAUCCCUAAUUUGUGAUCUUGACACGUAAAUGUACUUGAGCAUGAUGACAAAUGAUUUGCAACAAUUGGAUGUUAAUCGAUCUCUGUGUGUAAAUAUUGAGAAUACUGGUUUUACUAGUGUUGUUUAAGUACAAAUAUACGUUAGUAUGUACGUCAGAAUGAUUCUGAGUUAGAUUAAAUGUGGACUUAAAUGUAUAAAUCUCGUGAAUGUGUUAUAAAAUUAUCGUGCAAUAUUUACAUUUAUGCUUGUAUUACCCUUGCUAUUAAACGCCGCAUUCUCGAGAAAAUUUUGGGACGUUUGUCGCGAUAAGUUUAAAAUUAAAGUGCAAUGGAAAAUACAUCAUACACAUAAAUACGAAUUUAAAAUGCAGUGAUAAAUACGUCGUACAAAUAAACACGAAUGUAAUUAAAAUAAAGUAUUUUGACAUUUCUAAUAAA
Messenger RNA from Frieseomelitta varia, 3183 nucleotides. RefSeq names its product xenotropic and polytropic retrovirus receptor 1-like. Bases 774 to 2774 code for a protein of 666 amino acids. The transcript has 12 exons. Gene Ontology annotation, biological process: cellular response to phosphate starvation; phosphate ion transport. The record is from RefSeq and is a predicted model, not a curated record. NCBI's taxonomy places the organism in Eukaryota, Metazoa, Arthropoda, Insecta, Hymenoptera, Apidae. Gene Ontology annotation, cellular component: Golgi apparatus; cytoplasm; plasma membrane. Gene Ontology annotation, molecular function: inositol hexakisphosphate binding.